This is a messenger RNA of Chara braunii, 1187 nucleotides long. Lineage: Eukaryota; Viridiplantae; Streptophyta; Charophyceae; Charales; Characeae. The record is from the annotation of a GenBank genome assembly.
GUUCCAUUCUUUCUCGAGGGACGACGGUACACGUCUCGCUGUGCCAUCGUCGUGUGCGAGGACACCCAUUGCCCCAAGUGCCAUGCCGCGCAUGCGUAGGAGAAUGCGGGACCCCCUGGUGGUGGCCAUCAUGGCUAUCGCCGGCAGAUUGGCAGAAGAUGCCUUCAGUUUCGUUGAUUCCCUGUUUGACGAGUCGUUGCUCACUGGUGAGGACGAUGAUAUGGCGAUGGUUACUGUUGGUGAUGCCGACGAAGAUGCCGRAGGACGACACCGCAGUCUCCUUUGGUUGUUGCCAACCAUUUAYGAAAUGUGCGGGUUGUCACCAAGGGCGUCUCCUAGGUGGUGGGUCAUGCGGCGGUCUGCGGGGUUAUGGAAGGACCUCGUCGCAACGGACGACGCCGAGAAUGACCACUACUUGGGCUUGUUACGCAUGCGGAGGUCCACAUUCGACAGGCUGCUGCGUAAGGUCGGGCCCCUUUUGGAGAAGCAAGUCACAAAAUUCAGAGUGCCAUUGCCGCCGUCCAAGAAAUUGGCCUACGCACUCCACAGAUGGGCCCACGGCGAUGCACACUGGCACARCUCGUCCGGAUAUGGCAUGGGGAGAACUAGUGCCUUGCGCGCGGUACGAGAAGUUGCAGAGGCCAUUCACACGGCCUUCCCGAACGCUGUUAGUUUUGGCAGUUAUGAGGAGCGGCACCUACGUAUGCAGCGUUUCCGAGCAUUGGGUUUCCCCAAUUGCUGGGGGUGCAUCGACUGCACCCACGUGUACGUCGACAAACCGCGACGCGCAGAUGGUGAUGACUAUUGUUCUGGACGGAGCAACAGGUUCUCAGUGCUUGCGCAGAUUGUCGUUGACUCGGACUUGCAGAUCCUGGAUUUCUGCUACGGCUUCCCUGGGACCGUUGGCGAUGCCCGUGCUCUGAGGAACACUUCCCUGUACAGACGCGCUAUGAAGGGGUCGCUGUUCGCUGACCGCCCCGAUGAUCCUUUCGCUGCAGAGAGGCCGUCUAUCCCGGGUGUCCCUGGGGGAUACUUGCUUGGUGACGGAGGGUAUCCCGCUCUUCCGUGGAUUAGUUUGAUGUUUCGGCGUCGUUUUCUUGUGGCGAUGAGUGUUGGACCGCAAGGCUGGGGCCGUGUACUUGCGGUUUGAAUGGACUCGUUUUGUCUAAUAAAUAGUUAAGGAUAUA